CAACAGCUCCAUAGGAACGUUGUAGUUCUGAUUAGGAUCACACAAAGUCAACUUAAAAUAUUGAUAGACAUUUAAAGCAUUUUGCAAUUGACAUCGACCAGAGUCGUUUUUUUCCACCCGAUCGACGAAUUUAGACAUGUUUAAAUAUACCCUGAUUCCAUGACAGGGGUUUAAAACACACAGUUCCGGUAUAAACAACAGAGGUGGAGACGACUCCAAUACACAACGCAGAACCAGAAACCAUUUUCGCCUGAAGAUGCUCAAGAAAAGCGCGCCAAACAAUGGCGGAUGAUCUGGGGAGAACGCCCCUGAAUAAAUGGAACCUACUAAGUGGCGUGUUGCUAACACUGUUUGUACUCGGCAUUGGCGUGACAUUUCUAUUUAUUGGAAUUUUUGAGGAUAUCGAAGAUCUGGUUAUUUUAGGGUCCAUAUUUCUAGUGUUCACAAUUUUUGUAGGCAUUUGUGUUUUUUCAACAGUGAUCCGCCCUUACAUUAAGUCCGGGAGGGUAGAAGACGAGGAUUUUAUAAGGUCGUACAGUCACGAGAAUGUCGGGUUUUCUCGGAGUGAUAAUGACUUGAAGUCAACGGUUGCUUCUUUUGAGCGUAUUCAGAUUGGCAAUGAGCAGGAUGACGAAUCCAUCGACGGACACAGACGUGCGGAGAGUGUUAUCGUGGAUGUGAAAUCUAGAGUGAAUAGUGCUCACAGUUUGCAACGUCCGGUUGAAACUUACGGAAAGAAGAAACGUGUGACUUUCUACUGAGAUUAAAACGGGUAUGCUCUGACCUCAAAACUAAGCUUCAAAGUGGUGGAUUUUACCUCAAAAUGACGAGGAGAGGGAAUUUUCUUGAUAUUAAAACAAUAACAGCAAGGGAUGAACAUUGAACAGUUUUAUCAUAGUCUUAGAACAUCAGUUGGAAGAUAAUUUAUUUCUCUGUCUCAUUCGAGGUCUCAUAAUUUAUUGAGUUAUAUUCUAUAAAUUACUAGGUACUGGAGUAUUGUAAUAACGUUUUUCAUUUAGCCUUUAGGCGAGGCAUUCUGUCAAUUUAGUCUUUCCAUACAUAUCCAUCAAUUUUAUAUUUAUUUUUAACAUGAUCAUCCUCUCUUUGCAACAAAUUUGAAACAUGUCUACUUUGAGAUGUUCAUUACAAUGACAGAACAUUUCUAUUGA
This is a messenger RNA of Saccostrea echinata, 1169 nucleotides long. RefSeq lists its product as uncharacterized. The coding region runs from base 282 to 761 and encodes 159 amino acids. The transcript is spliced from 2 exons. The record is from RefSeq and is a predicted model, not a curated record. Lineage: Eukaryota; Metazoa; Mollusca; Bivalvia; Ostreida; Ostreidae.